Molecule: messenger RNA, 1024 nt
Organism: Prorocentrum cordatum
Lineage: Eukaryota; Dinophyceae; Prorocentrales; Prorocentraceae
Source: the annotation of a GenBank genome assembly
CCUAAUCACCGUACUUAUCUCCGCCAGGCUUGUGCUCGAGCUCCGCGCGUUUUGCAUUCGCUUCCCCACUCAGACACAAGGCUUCGCCCUCGAUCGCAUAAUGGGCGGCGGCAGCCGGAUGCGCGCGCGCCGCGCCCAGGAGCGACAGGCCGCGUCGAGCGGAGCUGCGGCGGCACCUCCACAGAUGGAGGGCCUGCCGCACACGGCAGCCGCUCCAGCGGCCGCCAAUCCGGGGGCCGCCACGGCUCUGGGCGGUGGCGGCGGCCGCGGCGGCUUCGAAGGUCUCUGGGCGACUUUCGUCCCUGAUUUUCUGUCCUUCCUCGACGUUGAGUUUGCGCGGCUGGCCGCGUUGCGCGCUGCUCACGGCGGCGACAUCGUCCCCUUCCACGCGGGCUUGGUUUUCGCCGGCGAGUUGGCCGGCAGGCUUUCCGACGCGUGGGGAGACCACUGCGCGGGCGGGCCGUGCCGCGUGGGCAAGUUCGUCGAGCGUGUCGCGGUCCUCCUGCCGCGCACGGUGGCCCCGUCUCACGUCCGAGGGAAGAUCUUGGAGGGCGCGUGCGCCCUCGAAGUUCUCAUGGCAGAGGAUCUCGUGGUGGCGCCCCAGCGCCUCCGGGGCGCGCCCCCCUCCGGCCAGGGCCAGUUAGUCCAUCGCGACGCCGCCCGCAUGGGCGUGGUGCUGAGGACGCGCCUCCUGCCGCCCCGGGCAGGAGGCCAGGGGCAGGAGGCCAGGCCUGGCAAGCUCGUCGCGUCAGUUGUGUAUCUUCCAGGGGUGGGCGCCUUCCCGGCGGACCUCUAUGCAGCCGCCGGGAAGAGCGUCGUGGCCCACGUCGGGCCGGCCACGGCGGAGAGACUGCCGCAAUCCGCUCGGGUGCUCUUCGCGCUACGGAAUGGAUGGAAGAGAGAGAGAGGGGUGGCGCGCGUGAGCGUGGCGGAGAUGUGGCCUGUGCCGCCCGGGUAGGCGAAGCCCGGGGCGCCAGAUGCCGUUCCGUCUCUCGGGGAGGGGGGGGUGCACGUAGAGAAGCGG